Messenger RNA from Zonotrichia leucophrys gambelii, 1252 nucleotides. RefSeq names its product NSE1 homolog, SMC5-SMC6 complex component (gene NSMCE1). The coding region runs from base 341 to 1066 and encodes 241 amino acids. The transcript has 8 exons. NCBI's taxonomy places the organism in Eukaryota, Metazoa, Chordata, Aves, Passeriformes, Passerellidae. Gene Ontology annotation, cellular component: nucleus; Smc5-Smc6 complex. The record is from RefSeq and is a predicted model, not a curated record. Gene Ontology annotation, biological process: double-strand break repair via homologous recombination. Gene Ontology annotation, molecular function: ubiquitin-protein transferase activity.
GGGGCAUAACCUCCGUGGGCUGCGGCUGGCCCGGGGACGCGCGGGCGGCGAGGCCGGAGCUCAGCCAGUAGAGGGCAGUCGGUUGGUGCAGUGGUCAGGGAAUUUCCUGAGCUGCCUUUAAUUACUUCAGGCGUUCUUCGAAACCUGUAGAGGGUUCUUUUCUGUCCAGAUUCACCCUCUCUGAUCGCCUGUGCUCAAAUCGGGCUGUGUGUGGAGCAGGAGCUUUGUCUAACGUGGAAUGACGGACGGUGUUGUGUUUGUCGCCCCACGCUGUUGCAUUCAGGUGCAUUAAUUCCAGCUUAAACCUCCUGCAGCACUUGAAGCCUGGUGAAACAAUCUGAUGGCAGCUCAGAUGACCAAUGCUCAUCGACGGUUCUUGCAGGUUCUGAUGUCUAAUGGGAUAACAGAAGGAUCAGAGGCCAGAAAAUUACACCAGCACUGCUGUGAAACUGAUAAAGUUUACUAUGCACACGAUAAACUGGACGAUUUCAUCAGCACUAUUAAUACCAACCUGCAGCCUUUGUUUAUGCAGAUCCGGAAAGGAAUAUCGGAAGACAAUGGGAGAGCACAUUAUGCUGUAGUGAAUUUGGCGGAAACUGAAGUAACUAAAAUGGCAUCUGACUAUACAGAAAUUGAAUUGGAAUUGUUCAGAAAAACAAUGGACCUAAUAAUUUUAUCAGAAAAUGGCUUUGCCUCAUCUACAGACAUUUUAAAUUUGGCUGACCAACUUAAGACAAAAAAAAUGAAGAAAAAGGAAGCAGAACAAGUGCUGAAAGUUUUUGUGGAGGAUAAGUGGCUCUCUGAGAAAAAUGGAGAAUAUACUCUGCAUACUCGUUGCAUAAUUGAGAUGGAACAGUACAUUCUCAGCAACUACCAGGAUGUGGCAAGGAAAUGUAACAUCUGUCACAGCCUCGCCAUCCAGAGCCAAGUAUGUGAAUCCUGUGGAAUUGGAAUGCACUUACCUUGUGUCAGAAAGUACUUCAGAGGCCAGACUGAACCCCGCUGUCCCGGGUGUAAUGAAUUCUGGUCUUGUGACACCCCAGGUGUGGAUCGGAUGGGCUCCUAGACUUACCACAGAGCUCCACUCUUGGCCCUAGAUGAUGCCAGUAAGACUUGAUGUCAGUGACAUCUGUUUGCCACCACUCUGGCAGAACAGCCAGACUGUAUUGUAUUCAUUAGUAACAGUGCUCAGUGUACUCGUUUUCUAAAGUUCUAAGAAACUUAAAAUAAAAACAUAAUUGAUGUUCCUGUU